Molecule: messenger RNA, 6921 nt
Organism: Anoplophora glabripennis (Asian longhorned beetle)
Lineage: Eukaryota; Metazoa; Arthropoda; Insecta; Coleoptera; Cerambycidae
Product: girdin
Exons: 13
Coding region: 491-4363 (1290 amino acids)
Biological process (GO): cytoskeleton-dependent intracellular transport; cytoplasmic microtubule organization
Cellular component (GO): cytoplasm; centrosome
Molecular function (GO): dynein light intermediate chain binding; microtubule binding
Source: RefSeq, a predicted model, not a curated record
UUUAUUAUAAAUAUUUUUUAUUUACCAUUUAAUUGGGUCUAGGUAAUUUAUUGUAAUUAAAUUUUUAAAAAUAAUACCUUGUGCAAAGCAGUGUAAACUAAAUGAGUUUCUUUGUAACGAAAGUUAAAAAAUCCAAUGUAAAUCAGCUGUGCAAUGACUGCAAUGAAAGACCGGCCAUCUUAAUUCCCUAUUUGGUACCGUGAAUAUUUUUGGGCAAAAACAUUAUUGCAUUUAAUAAAUUUAAAAAGGCAUAAAUAUUAAUGUCAUAAAAAUUUAACUAACAGAUUAUUAUAUGUGAGUACUAUCAUUUUCCUACUGUCGCUCUUUUAUUGUCUUAGCAGUCUUGGCACUGAAGUAUUCUAAAUUAAUGCAAGGUGUUUUGUUUAUUUUUCUUUAUUGAGAAACGCAUUCCUUCUGUCAAGGAAAAUGAAUAGGUAACAGUAACCUUUAACUUAUUAUAAUUAAUUACACUGAAAAUAAUGCAAGUAAAAUGGCAGCAUCUGCUAGUGACAUAGAUGAUUUCCUUUCUGGCCCACUGGUAAAAUGGCUCUCCACAUGUGUGAAGAAACCAGAAUCUCUACAGGUAUAUGAAACAUUUUUUGAUGGAGCUCCAAUCAACGAAGUUUUGCUUCAAAUCGAUCCCGAACCGUCCCAACCAGUACCUACAACCUCUAAUUUACAGGGUCUUAAUAUUACUGCAGCUAGAAUAAAAGUGUUUCAUUGUAUCAUUAAAAAUAUUAAAACAAUUUAUGAGGAUGAAUUGGGCCAAGUUGUGAUAUCUCUGCCAGACUGUGUUACAUUGGGCAGAGCCCCUGCUUCACAAGCAGCUUUGGAGCAACUGAAAUUGUUAAUUUUAUUACUCCUGGGUUGUGCUGUUCAAGGACCCACAAAAGAGGUUUUUAUAUUGAAAAUAAAGGAGUUAUCUGUUGAUGAUCAGCAGGAUAUUGUCGACUGCAUAAAAAAGGUUACCGAUGAUCAAACUGUUGUAUUAACACUUGAUUGGACAGACCAGCCAGCAGAGCGACUAUAUAGACAUUUAAGGUCUUUGACAGGAGAACGUGAUAAGUUGUUACAACAAUGGGUAACAGACUUAGGACAAGAAUCGGUAUCAAGUCCGACUGCAAAUUCAAAUACCGAAGGAGUAGAAUCAAAUCAUUUGGCAGUAGAAUUAGCAGAUUGGAAAGCUCGGUUACGAAAACAGAGGCAGGAACUAGAAGAAAAAACGGAAAUACUGGUAGAAUGUAAAGAAGAAUUAGAACAUGCAAACAGUUUAGUAACAAAACUAAGAGUAGAAAACAGCGAUCUGUUGAGUGAGGCAAGAAAGGCAAAGGCUUAUCGAGAUGAGGUAGAUGCGAUGAGAGAAAGAGCUGAGAGAGCGGACAGGCUAGACUUAGAAGUUCAGAGGUAUCGGGAAAGACUUGCAGAUGCGGAGUUUUACAAAGUUAGGGUUGACGAAUUGAGGGAAGAUAACAGGGUAUUGCUUGAAACAAGGGAGAUGCUUGAAUCUCAACUGGCUCGAGCUAGGCAAAGGGCAGAUCACGUUUUGGAAUUAGAAGCGGAACUUUUGAAUUGCAAGCAAAGUAUUAAUGAAAUUGUUUUGGAAAGGGAUGCUGCCAGAGAAAGAGUCCAGGAAUUAUUAGAUGAAAACCUUCAACUUCAACAGGUGACCAAAUCAGCUCUACAAGAAACGAGCAUCUUAAAUACAUCUGGUGCCGACUCAGAGAAUGAAGAAACGAAUUCAGGUGACAAUAGUCUGUCGGAACAGUUGACCAACAACGCACAAGCGCGUGCCUUAAGAUUAGAAUUAGAGAACAAGAGAUUACUGUCCACCAUUGAUUCUCUGAAAGAAAGUUCCUUCCACGAAAGUGCUAGCAAACUCCUAGAAUUAGAAAAAGAAAAGAAAAAAUUGAUGCUGAAAUGCGAACAACUCCAGGAAAACUGCGACAGACUCUCACAACAGAACGGGGAAUUAGAAAAUCUGUUCAAGAACGCCAUACAAGAGAAUCGGAAGCUGCAGGACAGCCUCGAUAGCAUUAAGGUGAUUUCGGAUAGGCAGAACACGGAUAUUCAAAACGAAAGGGUUAAAAUAAACGACUUGGAGAAGAAUAUUGAAUCCCUUACUAAGGAUAAACAAAGGGUUCAGUUACUGUGUGAUACUAUAAAGAAGAGGGCCGAUGACGCAGAAAAAUCCUUAAGUCAAAUUACGAGUCAGUUACACGCUGCGCAGGUUCUAGCCGAUAAGGGGAAAGAAUUGGAAAAAUUGGGAAAUGAAAUGAAAGACAAAGUUACUAGCUUAGAGAAGGAGAAUUUAGGGAUGCAAAAGGAGAUUUCCAAGUUAAAGGAAAUUAUUGAGACGAAAGACGUAAUCUUGGACCAAAAUGUGGAAAAGAGCACAAAGCAAGAAAAAGAAAUCCAAAGAUUGAACAAAGAGUUCACCAGCCUAACAAUCCACAUAGAGAAAUUGCAGGAAGUCGAACAAAGAGCUCAGGAACUCAUCUCGCAGGCUUCCGUCCAUGCAGAGACCAUAGCUACCCUUCAAAAAGACUUAAUCAACGAAAAAAUCAAUAAUGAAAAAUUCAAGAGCAAUCUGGAAAAGUUGGGGCUCAACCCAGAAGUUUUGGACAACGAUAUCAAUGUGAUCGUGGAAAAAAUGCUCACUAAUCCUGAAAUCUCCAGUAAUUUAUUAUCUAUUUUUAAAACACAGAUCGAGGAAGACGAACCAUGUAAGAAAUGUGCUGAGAACAUACACAGCGAUGUGCUAUUGCAAGCUGAGGAAGUGGCGUCGUCCAUUAGUGCCGAAUGGAGCAAACAGUGCGAUAAGUUAUAUUCGGAAAUUGCCAGUUUGCAAAGCUUGAACGAUGGUUUGCAGAAUGAAAAUGCUACUCUAAAGGUUGAUGUAUCCACUUUGAAGUCUCAAGUUAAUUCGUUACAGACCCAGCAGACUGCCCUACAGUUGGCAAAUAGUCAGUUGGUUGCAGAAAAAGAUGAGUUGUUUAAAAAACAACAAAUUCAAAAUAAUCAACAUGACACUUUAUUGCUUGAUCAAGUCACCUUGCGCACUUUGCAUGAGCAACUAAGUAUGGAGUACGAAGAGGCGAAACAUGAACAGGAGAGUCUGAAGAAAAUUGCACGAGAUCUAAGGUCUGAGAUGCGAACACUUAAAGACACCAACAGUAAUUUGGAAUCAAAAAUUAUAAACUUGGAUUUGGAAAAGGAUAAUUUGAAAACGGAUGCAAGGAGCUUGGCCAAUUUGAGAGCAGAACAUUCAAAAUUAAAGGAUGAUUUUAGAAACUUAUUCACUGCUAGUGAACGAUUGAAACAGGAAUACAGGGCAGUUCAGGAGGAACUAAAAUCAUUGCGAACAGAAUUGAGAAACUUGAGACUAGGGCAGACUGAAAUGCAGGGAGAACUCAACACGAGGUCAGAUCACGUGGCGAGUUUGCAACUGGAAAAUGCGAAACUGCAACAGAAGUGCGAUAUGUUAUUCGAGAUGAACCAUUCCCUAGACAGCGACAGGAGGGCAUUGAUGGAUCACGUUUCGCAACUAUUAUCGCAAUAUCACUCCCUCCUAACACACUCUUUAGAGGACAAGCAGCACUACCAUAUCGAGGAAAAGCUCUAUACGGAUAAAGUGAACAACCUGUGCAGACAGAAGGAGAAGUUGGAGGAGAAAAUUAUGGAGCAUUACAGGAAACUGGACAAUGCUUCGUCAAAAAAGAGGGGAUUUGGAGCUACUUUGGUGCGAAGGGUCAGAAAAGCCGGUUCUGAUAUUAUAAAUAAAGUCCCAAGCAGGAAUCGAAGGUCCUGGCACGAAGAUACCGCCAGACUAACCCAGUCUCAGUUUACUUUGUUGGGCGAUGGAUCGGGGGAAUCAAACGGGAAUAACUCCGAUAACAGUACCGAAGAUACUGGUAACCGAACCGAACCAUUUAGGAGAAACGUAAGUUCAAGCGGGAGCUUGCACGGCCACAAACCUAGAGAUGAAGUGGCUUUAAGGCGAUCCCACAGGGAUUUAACAGGACAUCGGAACAGUGUGGCUGGUGAUCAAAUGUAUUGUCGGGAACCAGGUAGUGCGCUCAGCCUGGGUUCCGUUGGAUCUCGGCGAACGGUUUAUUUAUCAGAGGAAGAUACGCCGCCUCCGGUUACAACAUCCACGCCCAACCAAAAUAAUCAGGCUAAUACAGCCACUCCCCCUUUAUUGGUUUACAAUAGAAUAUCUACGACGAUUGCUGAGCCGCAAAGGGUCUCGCCACCUCAACCGCAGCAAGCGGAAGAGAACAUGAAAGAAACAACGAAUAACGACAAGGAAAAAUCAAAGAAUGCUAAAGAAACGGCUGUGUGGUAUGAAUAUGGUUGUGUUUGAGAUAACUUAUUUAUAGGUCUUAUUUAUUUUAUUUUAUUUGUUUUGAGGAUGUAUCUUUAGAUUUUCUUUCAAUACGUUAUUUACCAAGGUGAGUAAUGUAGUUUAAUUAUUCAAUAAUAGGUUGUUUUAAUCGGAAUAUAAUUGCUUUCAAGCAAUAUCCUAAAUGUGAGAGAUCUUUUCAAAACAAAAUAAUCCAGUUCAGUAAUAUGCCCUUGGGUGAUGUUUGACUAAAAAUUUAAUUAGCGAUGGGAAAUUUUCGGGAAGAUAUUUUUUUGGAAAUAUUCCCAAAAUAUACCGAUUUCGGCAAUAAAUUUUAAAUUUCAUAUUUUUGAAUGAAAAUGUAUGGAAUAUUUGCAACAGUAUAAAAAAAAUAAAGUGAAUGGAUGUACAGGUACAGUCAAGGACAAAAAACGUUUCUGAUCCAAUAAACACUGUUUUUAUAUUACAGAGGUUUCAUAAAUGUUUAUAAGUCAGAUGACUGCCAAUAUUAGGCCAUCAACAUUACAGGAUGUCAACUAAAAAUCCCUAAAUCGCAGCAUCACCAACAUUAAUGAUUCGUUUACAUUGAAUGUCACUAUUCACGUGAUUGAAAAUUAAAGAUUUUUAAGUUAUUGCCAAUGCAACUGAAAAUUUAGUAUUGCUGAUAUCAACAACUGAAGUCGGUUUUUAGGAUAUUUGGUUAACCGGUUUCGGAUAACUCGGAUUUUUACAACAACCGGUUUUCCGAUUAUUAAAAUAACUGGUUAUUCGAUAAUCUGUUCAUUCAAACAUCCGAAUAAUAGGAUUCUUUCUUUAUAGCCAAUAACUACACGACACUAUAAUAUCGUCUUAGUGUCAUGUAGUUAUUGCCAUGGGUUACAUAGUAGAUACCUAUUACAAAAAUUAGGUCGAACUAUAAAGGGAAUUACAAUUUUUUUUAUAUUUUAUCCUGGGACACAGACACAAAUUGAUAAAAAAAACAAUCACCCACACCCACAUACAUGACCACCAAACCCAUUUAUAUAAAUAAUGAAUUGAAGAACCACAGUUCCUUAAGUGUAAAUGUUUUAACAUUUUAGCUUUUAACAUUAGAUUUCACUUUAAGAUUUAAAAUAUGUGAAUAACGUCAUCAAAUUUUCAAAACACCAAUUUUCAGAUAUCCGGUUUUGGCCAUUAUUCGAGUAACCGGUUAUUUGGUUAACCAGUUUUAGAAUAUCCGGUUUUAACCACUAUUCGGCUAACCGGCUUUGUCUGAAAUCGGUUUUUGCAGAAUCCGGUUUCACUUUUUUUCGGUUUUUGCCAGCACUAAAAUGUAUUGCACUUUAAAGCAGAGAACGCAUUAGGCGGUCCCGGUCCUGUCGCAUCGUGGUCCGUGCUAGUCUCGAUCGCGCGCGGUGGAGUUCCUUCCCAUGUUUUCUAAUGUAUGCAUUCGCACUAGACGUUCCCGAGCUCGUCGCGCUCGCAUCACGUUCUCCACCGAUCGUUUUCAAAGAAGCUCAAUGCGAUUGAGACAAGCGUCCUCUUCCAUAUAACUCAUUUUUUUAACUACUAAAACAAUAUCUCAACUAUUUAAAGAAGAGCGCGGCGCAGGAUUGUGUGCGAUUGCCAAAUACGACUGAUUUUGUAAAAGACUGCGAUCAGCUCAGGCCAGAACGGAUCGCGAUGCGACAGAACCGCGACCGCCUAACGCGUUCUCUGGUUUAAAGUUAAUUAUAAUUUUUUUUUAAUGAAGCCUCAGUAUGCCAAAAAAUUUAAAGUACAAGUAUUUUAAAAUUAAUGACUCAGUACUUUCUCCGCUAAUUUUUAUAAGUCUACGAAGGCAAACUACAGAUUUAUAGAUUCUUAUUUGGAAUUAUCUGUCCAACAUGCUGUACUUGUACUACCAAGAGUUUUGGUAUUCUUUUGUGUAAUUUGUAUCUUUGUAUUUCUAUAGGUAUUAAGGGGUAACACCACUCUGGAGAUUGGAAAAAGGGUGGUUUUUGGGAAUUUUCAAGGAAAAAUUGAUACAAGUAUUAGGAACAAAAAGGUUUUAUUAUAUGACCGUGGAACAAAAAAAAAAUCAAAAAUUUUCUGAUAUAUACUAAAAGCUAGGGAUCAUCAUAGGGAAAUUAAAAAAUAUUGAUUUAGUUAACAUUAAAAAAAAGUGAUGAAAGAAAGAUUAAAAAUUUUGCAUUAAAUUGUUAAUAAAAAUGAAAAUUUUUCAAUUGAAAAACUCCUAUGAUGUUCCCUGAGUUACAUUAUUGUGAAGCUCUGUAAAAAUGUUCAAAUCGAUUUGAUUUGUUGACAAUUUUUUGAGUUAUGUUUCUGGCCAGUUAAAAAAGUGGUUUCUCAAAAAACACUUUUAAGAGGGAUCUAUAGCAAAUAGGCAAUUAGAAAUACAUUUUUAUAGGUUUUAUUACACAUUUUGCGUAUCUAUGAAUUAAUGCACAAAAAACAGACUUUCCUCCAUUUUAACGUAGAUUUCCUAUAAAAUGGAGUAAGUUUGACUCUAAUUACAUUUUGGUGGAAAGAAAUUUGUAAUUUACGAUGCCGCUUGUUCAAACGCCGCAAAUUACAAAUUUCUUAACAACAAAAAGUAA